AUGACAUUCUCCGAGAUCGCGGGACGGCUGCUGAAAGGAUCAGGUCACUCGCAGCCACCGCCUAGCAAAGGCCAAUUACCCGGCUUCGUACUUUCACCGGAGAGGGCCAGCGGCUCACCAGUCCUCUCCUCGCCCGAAUCCGACAGCAGUCGAGUUAUUGGCUGUGGAGGCAUGGUCAACAAUACCUUCUGUGAACCUAGAGGACACUCCAUCGUAUCUUCUUGGACCAAAGCCCGACCCCUAUCAGACAUUCGUGAACUUACCGAGCCAAGCUUGGCGGAUACAGCACCACGAAAACUCGUUUCUAUCAACAAUCAGCGAAGCACAUCUCGCACAGAGCUUUCGCGGAUGCCAUCCGCCGCGUCCAGGCGCCGUCCGAGCAUUGACACUCGCCAUGGCGAGAACAAGGAGCCAGACAGAAAGUACAGCAUUGACAGCAAUGGCAUUAGAUCCGCCUACCGAGGGCGAUCCUCUAGAACACCGUCACCACAAAGUCCCGUAGACAAUAACAGCAUUUCCAGUAUAUACAGCAUACCACCUAGCAGUGUUCCGCCGCGAUCAUCGUCGCGCACUCGAGCACGCAGUGUCUCGCGAACUCGGCCCACGCCGCAAAAACCGCCAUUGUACGGCACACAGCGGAUACCAGCAACCACAUCCCUCAAUACGAUACCUACUAUACCGCUACCGCCCCCCAAAGGCUGCAGUAACACAAUACCUAAACGCGGUCAAUCGCAGUCCCCUUUACGUCAUGUCGCUGCGCGCCUUGAUCCCAUAACCCAUGAUACCAACCGACGCAUACCUUCCAGAACAUUUAUUCGCGAGCCACUUUCGAAAGAGCUUCUAGAAUUCCCAUCACACAGACACCCUCGAAUAGAGCUUGGCCUAGAUUUAUCCGCGGGCAUAUUUGUCGGUGGAGGCUCAAUCGAGGGAACCGUGCAGAUCAACGUCGACGACGCCGAGCGAAUACGUCAUAGAAGGACUCUGGAUAUUGCUCGGAUAUCCAUCGACCUGAUUGGACUGGAGGAAAUGAGUGGGAACCGACGGUGUGUGUUUUUGAAUCUUGCAACCGAACUUAUCGAUGCGGAGAAUCCGCCGCCUCAUAACAUGGUCGAUACCCAGGAGCCUAUCGGUUCACAAGAUCUAUUCCGGCAUUUGAUGCCUUCUGUUACGAAUCUUGCUUUCAACUUAAGUCUGCCUCUCAAUGUUGGACCUCCGCCGUUCCAGUCGAAGAAUGCAAGAAUACGAUACCUCCUCUGCGUGUCGCUGCUUAUACGCGAUCAAGGGAAGCAAUACAUUGUCAGGACCUCUGAAAAUGUUACAGUUCUCUCUGUUUAUGAUCCUGAAAAAGCUCUGAUGUCACUCCCAAGUCCAUUGACUGCUUCAGACGAGUGGAUCAAGCCCCGUGAGACUACUGUCGAAGUGGUUCGGGCGACUGCAGGACUGCACCGGCAGGUCUGGGUUAGCGGCACAAGUAUAUACGUCGAUGUUCACAUCGUCAACAAUAGCCGAAAGACGAUCAGAAAAAUUGAACUUCAGUUGGAGCGAGACAUACUUUGUUACAAACACGCUGCUGCUUCGACAAUGGAGAAGUCUGCUGGCCAGGCUCGAAUCUUCGACAGCAACGAGCGUUCCAUUUUAAGCAAAACAUUGGUCAAGCACGGUUCUGCGGGUUGGCAUGGAGUUCCAGCGCACCAAACUCACAUUCGCACCUGCGAUCUUGAGGUUCCCCGUGGACAUGCUACGGUCAAGUGUGGCAAAUACUUCGAAGUGCGGUACUUCCUCAAUGUCAUCGUUGGUAGUGCUCAUACCAAGUUGGUGACUGUCCAACUACCAAUCGUGCUCAUUCACAUGAAUUCGCUCGAUGUAGUGCCCAAUUCUGUUGCUCAAGUCGCAAUGGCUAUUGAGGAAAAGCGUACAGCCCAUGCUUUUCAGCGAAGUCACUCACCACCACGUCUCGGUCGCCGUCCCUCACAAUCCGUCCAAGGCCGUGCUUUUGCAGCUCCCCGCAUGCAAUCUCUCGAUCGAAUGCGCGCUCAAGUCGAGGACAUGCAAGAGCUAGGGCAGGUCUUGGAUCAAAGCCCCCGCAAGCACGGGCUACGCCGCACUAACUCAAACUGGGACUAUCGCACCCCACCAUCGAAUCGUAAAGGCAGAAUACUUGGCGACGGCGAGGCAGCCGAUUUGCAGAACCGUCUACGGAGAGUACGCUCGAAUGAUACUAUUGGCUCGAAGCCAAAUUUGCAUGGAGUGAGCUCGGCAAGAUCGAAUCGCGGUGCUUCAUCAGCCCUCGGGUUCAGAGAAGCGGAAGUCCGCGAAGACAUGGAGCUUGCCGGCUUGACCGUUUCGGGUGAUGGUCCAUUCAAGCAACGUCUCGAGCGAAGCCGUGAGCGCCAGUACCGGUUCAGCAAGAAAAAGAGUGUUGAGCGCUGGAAAGGCGUCGCAAACGUUGGCGUCGGGUGGCUCAAGGGCAAUGGAGGAGCGAAAGACGAGCGAGAGCGUGAUGGCUGGGUUUGA
This is a messenger RNA of Cucurbitaria berberidis CBS 394.84, 2514 nucleotides long. RefSeq lists its product as uncharacterized. The record is from RefSeq and is a predicted model, not a curated record. The coding region runs from base 1 to 2514 and encodes 837 amino acids. NCBI's taxonomy places the organism in Eukaryota, Fungi, Ascomycota, Dothideomycetes, Pleosporales, Cucurbitariaceae. The transcript is spliced from 6 exons.